AUGCUUCCAGCUAUACUUCAACGGGUCCUGUCGGCCUCGGUCACGGUGGACCAGGAGGUUGUAUCCAAGAUAGGAAAAGGCGUGCUUGUGCUCGCAGCUAUGGCGCCCGGUGAUACUGAGAAGGAAGCCGAAUCUUUAGCGGCGAAGGUGCUGAAGCUGAAGUUAUGGGACGAUGCAUCUGGAGGUCGUUGGAAGAAAAAUGUCCAGGACAUAGACGGCGAAGUCCUAUGCGUGUCUCAAUUCACGCUUCUCGCGUCGACGAAAAAGGGCAACAAGCCAGACUUUCACGGCGCAAUGGGUGGGGAGGAUGCUAAGAAACUGUACGAGUACUUCUACAGCAAAGUUCAGGCGGGGUAUGCGGUCGAAAAGGUCAAGAAUGGCGUGUUUCAGGCCAUGAUGCAGGUUGCUUUGGUCAACGAUGGACCGGUGACACUCGAGAUAUCGGCACAACCGAAGCCAGAAAAAGAUAAGCAAAAGACGACAGCCGCCGAGCCAUCAGCUUGA
Chaetomium fimeti is the source of this 504-nucleotide messenger RNA. RefSeq names its product D-Tyr tRNAtyr deacylase-like domain-containing protein. The record is from RefSeq and is a predicted model, not a curated record. Gene Ontology annotation, molecular function: D-tyrosyl-tRNA(Tyr) deacylase activity. The transcript is spliced from 4 exons. Gene Ontology annotation, cellular component: cytoplasm. Bases 1 to 504 code for a protein of 167 amino acids. Lineage: Eukaryota; Fungi; Ascomycota; Sordariomycetes; Sordariales; Chaetomiaceae. Gene Ontology annotation, biological process: tRNA metabolic process.